This is a messenger RNA of Parastagonospora nodorum SN15, 1440 nucleotides long. RefSeq lists its product as hypothetical. The transcript is spliced from 2 exons. Gene Ontology annotation, molecular function: lipid binding. The coding region runs from base 1 to 1440 and encodes 479 amino acids. The record is from RefSeq and is a predicted model, not a curated record. NCBI's taxonomy places the organism in Eukaryota, Fungi, Ascomycota, Dothideomycetes, Pleosporales, Phaeosphaeriaceae.
AUGGCAUCAUCACUCGUCGACCACUUGACCGCGUCUGGAGGCGGCGAGCAAGCCGGUUGGUUGAAUGAUCUUGUCGAGCAGCUAUGGCCCAACAUCUGCGUCGCCGGCGCGAAGAUGAUCAAGGAAAUCGUGGAACCAAUUCUCGACUCAACACUUCCGGGACCCUUGAAGAACCUAAAGUUUGUCAAGCUAGAUCUCGGUCAUGUCCCGCUUACUUUCACAAAUGUGGAUGUGCACAAGACUACUGCCCAGGGCAUCAAAUUAGACAUGGACGUGAACUGGGAGGGUGUCUGUGACAUCGAGCUUGACGGUAGCAGCGUGCCUAAGAUUGGUAUCGAAAAGGUACACCUCAAAGGCAGACUUUCCAUUCUGCUCUGUCCCUUGACAAACAUCAUUCCCUUGAUCGGCGCCGCGCAGGUAUCAUUCAUCAAUCCACCAUAUCUUGAGCUUGACUUCACCGAUGCCGCCAACAUUGCCGACAGUUUCUUGAUCAAGAAGACCGUCCGCAAGACCAUUCUCGGCAUAAUCUCCGGCAUGGCUGUACUUCCCAACCGUUUCCUUGUCAAACUCGAUUCCAACAACGACUACUUCAAGACCUACCAACCUCACCUCGGUACUCUUCGCCUGACAAUUGAGAAAGCGACUGGCAUUGCAGCGCCAAAGAAAAAGAGCGGCGUCUCGCGCCUCAUCUCUAAGGUCAUUAAAGAUGUCCCAGAUUGCUACGUUAAGGUCAACGUGGGCGCGUCCGAGGAAUGGCGUACUUCAGUGCAAAAGAACAACCACGAGCCUGUCUGGAACGAGACGCACGACUUCCUUGUCUCAGACUUUGAACAGGCCAUCUCACUCGACAUCCAAGAUGAUGAUCUCGCCGGCGACGAUGACAUUGGUCUUGGUCACACCUCUGUCAAAGAAGUUUUGUUGAACGGCGGCUCCAAGGAAAUCACACUAACACACCAGGGCGAUCCCACCGACGCACGCUUGAUCGUGCACGCCCGAUUCUCCCACUUCGUCGCUGAAGCAUCAGCUCUAUCCGCACAGAACUCCCCAGAGAAAGACCAAAUCGUCGGUCUCGUCACCAUUCUCGUCGCCAGCGCCCUGAACCUUCAAGGCGAGCGCGACGCCCUCAACCCUAGCGUUGUGAUUACUUGGGGCGCAAGUAAAUUCCAGACUAUGACCAAGACAUAUACACCUGGUAUGGAUAUCUUCAACCCAGCUUUCGACCAGGCGUUCCAAGUCCCGGUGACAGCAGACAUACUGGCCAGCCAAGCAAGUUUCAGGAUCGCGUUGAUGGACAAGAAGAAUGAGGCGGGGAGCGUAGAAGUGCCGUUCGGUGAUGUUGUGGGUGCACCAGGCAUGGUAAAGGAGGACAGCUUCGAUGUUGGCGGUGGAGCAAGGGUGAGGGCGCAGAUUAGUGUGCAUGGAGUUGAGCUGGCUGAGUGA